Botrytis deweyae is the source of this 636-nucleotide messenger RNA. RefSeq lists its product as uncharacterized. Gene Ontology annotation, molecular function: protein binding. Lineage: Eukaryota; Fungi; Ascomycota; Leotiomycetes; Helotiales; Sclerotiniaceae. The coding region runs from base 1 to 636 and encodes 211 amino acids. The record is from RefSeq and is a predicted model, not a curated record. The transcript has 3 exons.
AUGGUUAACAACGUGGACCAGCUAGGGGAAUUGAUUCUUAAGGAAGGGGACAAGUACUCAGAUCUUAUCAUAAGAUUUCAAGGAGAAGCAUUUCCCGUACACAGAAACGUCAUUUGCGUACAGUCCAAAUUCUUCACUGCUAUGGUGGAUCGCGAUUGGAAAGAUGGUACCACCUGUGAGAUACUGCUCGACUUCGAUGAGGCUGAUCUCGACAUUUUUGAAACUAUGGUCCGAUUUUUCUAUCACCGCUCUCUUGGUGAUGAACAUGACUCCGUCACUCUUACUAGACUUUACAUCAUGGGGGGGAAAUGGGGCAUUCCGUUCCUGAAGAAGAGCGCUGCCUCCAAGAUUGAAAAUAUUCUAGACGCAUAUUCAAGGCAGGCCUCUUCACCUACGGAUGCAGUCUUUGAAAUGCUGAGACUCGCUUAUUCAUGUCUUCCGCAGUGGGAUAUGGAUCUCAAACUGAUCAUCUUGCAUCACGUUCUCAAGCAUGAAAGCUUGGAGCCCUUGAUGAAAGAACGUGGCUUCGAAGCUUUCCUUGUAGGAAAUGGAAGAAUAGCGAUGGACCUCUUGCAAGCCCAUUUGAAUGCUCCCAGCACGGCUCUCGAAAUUGAGCAGAGGUACAAAGAUCAAUAA